CAUCAGUCAAGGACAGACCCUCUUAGUGAAUACAAGUGUUUGGUACAAGUUCAAAAAUUCUACCUGCUACACAAAAAAAAAAUUAAAAUGGCGGACAACGUGUACUCGACACCUGUGAAUACAAUCACCAGAGAGACUUUAACAGUGUUAAUUACGAAUAAUGUAAUGAAUGAAUCAUUGGAGUUCAAUUCGGAUUGUGAAGAGAUGGAAACAGAGUCGCCAAUAAGGAAACCAAAUCUGCGUCCAAUCAGUAAAAAGCUAUUCCACUCACCAUUAUCUGAACACAACAGCAACGAGGAUACAUUCACACGACGUAAUAAUGAUCAAAGCAAGAGAUGUAGAAAAAGAAAACAGAAUUUAAUCCCGGAUUCUUGUAAAAAAAUAAAAAAAGCACACAUAACUGAGUGCAAUAGAAGUGGAUAUAGUCCGGAGACGAGCGGUGGAAUGAGAAAAAAGGUGCUGAUAAGUUUGUUUUAUAAUAAGGAGUAUUCAAUGGAUGUGGAUUCACCAAGUUGAAUUCUAUUUUAAAAUAAUAACUUGGUGAUACACUACCAUAUUUAUUUAAUUAAUGAGCAGUAUUGUAUAUUUUUUUUCAAACAAAAUUGAGAAUAUAUACAAUACACAAAUAUAUACUUGAAGUAACCUUUAAUUUUAGAUACAAGUAAUGUGAGGUACUGAACACUAUAAGGUAAUCACAUAGUUGCUAUACAUUAUGGACAUCCGAUAGUAAAUACUAUUCGUAACGGGUUGUAUUUCUAAUUAACACUAUUGUGGUUAAUAUAAAAUGCUUUUGUAAUUCUUUGCUUCGGAUUCAUCUGCUUAAGAUAUGUACAGUUAAAAUUAAAAUUUAUAUACAUACCUAUACAUUUAAUUGUCAUUAAUCAACCCUAUUAUAAAAAAUGCAUUUAUACAAAAUAGGUUCAUAUUAAUUAGUGACCAAAUGUAUAAUUUUUUUUAAGAAGACAAAUUAGUAAAUUUUGUUCAAAAUUUGCUGUUGUUAUCGAUAAAGUAUGUAUUAUCAACACUGUAUUUUCUGCUGAGAGACUACAUACAGCAUGGGGUUUUUCUAAUAUUUCAUUUGAAAAAUUUAUAAUAACAUAUUUGAGACUUACAUUAAGCACAAAUUUUAAAAUAUAUAAAUAUAAGAGAUUUUGGCAAUUUAUUAAUUUUAUUUAAUGUAAUACUUAUUUCUUAAUCUAUUACUCCUGUAAUAUAUUUAUAAUUAUUAUUAAUAUCUAAUAUAACUAUUAUUAAUAUCUUGCUAUAACUGAAAUAUGGUUGUGUUGUAAGCACUGCUCGUCAACUUAUAUUUUAUACUUCGCUAUUGCCCGCGGCUUCGUUUAGACUUCACUUAUAAUAUAUAACAACUAUCUUAGCAAAAAAGUAAAUUUAAAUAUUUGCCUUCCUAACUAAAAAUAAAAAUUGUUUAUUAUAUACACACCUUAUAUCUAAGUACUAUAAAUAUUAAUAACAUGCUCUUAAAAUAUUACUUAAAGAUAAAAAAUGUCUUUGAGGUCACUGCCGUGCCUAGGAGAUUUGCUGUAUUUUCACGCUGAAUGGCUAUGGAAAUGCAUUGGCCAAUGUAUAGGCCAGCCUUCUGAUCGCCAGAGGUUCCCACUAGCCGGCGUCAUAUCUCUUUGAAAAGACCUAUGACCUCGAAGCCACAGG
This is a messenger RNA of Galleria mellonella (greater wax moth), 1668 nucleotides long. RefSeq lists its product as uncharacterized. The coding region runs from base 88 to 516 and encodes 142 amino acids. The record is from RefSeq and is a predicted model, not a curated record. NCBI's taxonomy places the organism in Eukaryota, Metazoa, Arthropoda, Insecta, Lepidoptera, Pyralidae. The transcript has 2 exons.